AGGGGGUGGUGGCCGGCCGCUUCUCCCGCGUCCGCCAUUUUGUUUCUGUGGCUAUUGGGAACCGGCUGGGUAAAACCGCCCCGGAGGCGCGACGCUCUUCGGAGUUCGGUACUUGGUGUGACUGCGGGGGUCAGUGAAGACCCGUGGGGCUGCAGAGCCACCACGUUCCAGGUCAGGAGUCACCGGAGGCACCCACGGUACGCUGGGCAGCCCAAGAAUCCCCAGGCGGCCUCCGCUGCGCCUGAACUUCGCCCACCCAGAUCCCUGGUCUCUGCCCCGCAUCCCCGGCCCGGCUGUCUCCGUGAGGCGGCCCCGGAGCAGGCGGGUGGCGGCGAAGGAUGCUGCGGGCCCGGAGCCGAGAGGAAGGUGCUGGUCCUGCCCUCUGAGCGCGCCUCGAGGUGUGCCGAGAGGCCCUUCCUCGGCCUCAAAGCCGUCUGCGGGCAAAGGCUUCCAGAGCAGGCGACAGCGGCCGCCGCCCCGACGCGCCACAGAGCCCCCGGCCCGCCACCAUGUCUUCUGCAAGGUUCGAUUCCUCAGAUCGCUCCGCCUGGUACAUGGGGCCUGUGUCUCGCCAGGAGGCGCAGACCCGGCUCCAGGGCCAGCGCCACGGCAUGUUCCUCGUCCGCGACUCCUCCACCUGCCCCGGGGACUACGUGCUGUCUGUGUCCGAGAACUCGCGGGUCUCUCACUACAUCAUCAACUCACUGCCAAACCGGCGUUUUAAGAUCGGGGAUCAAGAGUUUGAUCAUUUGCCGGCCCUGCUGGAGUUUUACAAGAUCCACUACCUGGACACUACCACCCUAAUCGAGCCUGCGCCCAGGUAUCCAAGCCCACCAAUGGGAUCUGUGUCCGCACCUAACCUGCCUACAGCAGAAGAAAAUCUGGAAUAUGUACGGACUCUCUAUGAUUUUCUUGGGAAUGAUGCCGAGGACUUGCCCUUUAAAAAGGGUGAGAUCCUAGUGAUAAUAGAGAAGCCUGAAGAACAGUGGUGGAGUGCCCGGAACAAGGAUGGCCGGGUUGGAAUGAUUCCUGUCCCUUAUGUUGAAAAGCUUGUGAGAUCCUCACCACAUGGAAAGCAUGGAAAUAGGAAUUCCAACAGUUACGGGAUCCCAGAACCUGCUCACGCAUACGCUCAACCUCAGACCACAACUCCCCUACCUGCAGUUUCUAGUACUCCUGGGGCAUCGAUCAACCCUUUGCCAUCCACACAGAAUGGACCUGUCUUUGCAAAAGCAAUCCAGAAAAGAGUACCCUGUGCUUAUGACAAGACCGCCUUGGCAUUAGAGGUUGGUGACAUUGUGAAAGUCACAAGGAUGAAUAUAAAUGGCCAGUGGGAAGGCGAAGUGAAUGGGCGCAAAGGGCUUUUCCCUUUUACACAUGUCAAAAUCUUUGACCCUCAAAACCCAGAUGAAAACGAGUGAUUGCUGCUGUCCUAUUUCCUGCUGCUUCGUUGUUCUGCCUGUAGUAGUCUCCUUUGAAGUGGGAACGCAUUCUCUCUUGUCUCUUGUAGGCGGGUCACACUGCAUUGCCGACCUCCAGCUUUCUGCAGACUGGCGGUCUCUCAUACACAUUUGGAAUGCACACAGCGGCUGCCUCCUGGCAUUUGUAUCAUAGUUGUAUUGUCAAAGAGUAGCCGAUUUUUAGAGUUCCUUUGGAUCAUAAACUGGAAGUACUGGUGGAAGCACACAGGUGGAGAGAAGUUGAUGAGGAAAGGAUUUUCCUUCUCAUCACUGCCUGGUUUGCAGCCAGGACUGAUUCUGUCAUGUUGGUCAGAGAAUGCUUGAGAUUACGGGGAGAUACUGUGUGUUGCUGUUCCAUAAAGCAGUGGCUCAGCUGCCAUCUUUCUUUUCUUUGGACAAGAGGAAAUGAACCUUAAGAAAGGCAAAAUUUUGUCCUGAACCCCUCACAUCUGACCUUUGUUUUCUUUGUUUUGGUUUGAUUUUAGAAGAUUAAUUAGACUUGUGUGUUCUGAACAGAUUUUUAAGUAGCAGGUUGGAUUUUUGUGAUAGUCCAAGGAAUGACAUGUGCCUCUGAGCUUUAAACUGAAGCUGCCAUAACUAAAGAAAUAUGAAAAGAACAACCCUGAAGCAGAGGCCUUUAUUGUCUUGGUUGCCAAUAGUACCUUGUUUCACCAGACAGCAAACAAUAAGCAGUUGUGGAGUGCCAAGCUAUGUGCACAACUUCUUGGAUUACUUUGGCCCCAAAAGCCUGGGAAGAGGGUGCUUUGGGGAAAUCUUUGCUCACCUUGUUUGUCAGUGCUAAGAACAGUGGGCAGGGUCAGGGGGGGAGCACUGGGCUGAUUACUUGUCCAGCUUUUCAAUGAAUGCACCAUUUUAGGGUUAGGUGUUAAAUUUUUUUUAAAGUGUGGUUGUUCUAGGAUCCUUGCAUUCAUUAAUGAAUCAUUAAAUGUCAUUCACUGAAGCCCAGUCCUCUCUGCCCUGGCCCACCUUCACCACGCUGCCAGAGAAAAUGGUGCUGCUAAUACUGGUUCCACUAUCUAAGCAUCUGAUGCUCCCAAGCAAAGGAAGUGCAAGCUCUGGAAAUUGGUUAAUAUAUUCGAUGUCUAGUGUUUUAGGGCCUAGGGAGAGCCAUUAAUCAAUUUACUAUUAACUCUUUAUCAGUUUGCUGAUGUUAAAAUAUUUCCCUGUUAGCUAAAAGAGUUUUUACAAGCCAUCUGGUACAAAUGUGUGACUGAUCUGUCAUCUGCACGUAGCAAAUUAGAAUUCUGGACUCUUGCUGGGUACAGUGGCUCACGCUUAUAAUCCCAGCACUUGGGAGGCCGAG
Messenger RNA from Otolemur garnettii (small-eared galago), 2784 nucleotides. It is a transcript of the gene CRKL, whose product is annotated as CRK like proto-oncogene, adaptor protein. The transcript has 3 exons. The record is from RefSeq and is a predicted model, not a curated record. Gene Ontology annotation, molecular function: protein binding. The coding region runs from base 510 to 1421 and encodes 303 amino acids. Gene Ontology annotation, biological process: positive regulation of ERK1 and ERK2 cascade. NCBI's taxonomy places the organism in Eukaryota, Metazoa, Chordata, Mammalia, Primates, Galagidae.